GGAAUUGGUAAGGGCUUACUGCUCAUCAGUGAAUUUUAGUUGGGAUCGUGUAGGUCCUAGGGCAGUGUGCUGUCCAUUAUCAUUAUUUCGCGUUUAAUUACCGACUCGAUAUAGAGAUAUUAUUUUUCUCCUCAAAGGAUCUGUGCUGACCAUAAUUGGGUCAACAUACGAAUAUGUCUAACGAUUCUUUGGACGAUAGUACCACGGGUGGCGAGAAUAGAAAGAUGUGCGUGGUAGAGAGUAAAUUUUAUUUUUAUUACGACCAUUUGUUGAUGCUUUGCAGUUAUAUAGAGAAGAUAGAUUUGAUCCAGCAGACCGAGUCAUUGGUACAGGCAAAAAUGGAGGAUCUUGAAGAUAGAUGGAAGAAGUUGAAUUCUUCCUAUGAGUCCAUAAUGCUGUCAUCUGAUCCGUCUGUUACCAAGGAAGUGAGAGAUAAAGCUAAGAUCAAUUUUAAUGUAUGCUCUGAAGCAUACUAUGGGUCUAGAUCUCGGCUUUUCGAUAUUUCGAAGAUAACAUCUUCUUCCGAUCCUCGAGUAGAGGCUUUCAGAAUAGGCAUAACUCCGAAUGAUUUCCCGAUCCCUCGCGGUGGUUUAGAGCCACACUCGAAUGAUUCACCCAAUGUUUACAUAAAGGUUCCUCCGUGCGAUACGGAGGUUUUCAAAGGGGGAUACGAGGAAUGGCCAUCUUUCCGUGAUAUGUUCACGGCGGUCUAUGUGAACCACCCAAAACUUACUCCGGCACAGAAGUUGUAUCACCUGAGGAAUAAGACUCAGGGCUCUGCUGGUGCCAUAGUCAAACGAUACACUUUGUGUGAUGAGAAUUUUGAAUUGGCAUGGAGGGCUCUUAAAGCUCGCUUUGAGAAUAAGCGAGUGUUGGUUGACAACCAACUUAAGAUUUUGUUCAAUAUCCCAGUGGCAGCGGUAGAGACUAGUGAUUCGGUCCAGAAAAUACAGUCGACGGUGAAUGACUGUCUUGCCACUCUUAGGACACUCGAUGUUAAAGUAGAGUAUUGGGAUCCUAUUUUGAUUUAUUUGAUUUCGACGAAACUUCCGGAUAAGACAUUAUCCUUAUGGGAACAGUCCCUAAGCUCUCACAGUGAAUUGCCGAUGUGGUCCCAAUUGGACGAAUUCCUCAUCGAUAGGUAUGAAAUUGUUGAACGUUUAUCCAGUAUCCGUUCAACAAAAGAUGGCUAUAAUCAGCCUUCUCCUCCGGUUAAUCGUACUCAGGCUUACCAUUCUCAGGAAAAACUGGAUCUUUCGUGUCCUUUAUGUGAGGAGAAUCACUCUUUACGCAUUUGCUCGAAAUUCCGAGGUUUUACAGAACAAGAAAGGAUAGACUUCGUGUUUAGAAACAAAUUCUGCAAUAACUGUCUGUCUACCUUUCAUAGGAAACAGAAAUGUAAGAGCAAGAACAAAUGCUCGGUGUGUCAGAAAUCACAUCAUACCUUGCUCCAUUUGAAGCAGAGGUCACAAGUCGAGUCUGAGAGUAAUAGGGUUAAAGAUGGUCCUGUGACGACGGAACCUCGUCGUUAUCCGAAUAGUAUGGCGGAGGACACAUCCAAUCCAUCAUCAUCAGGUCUUUUACGCAGUGCUCAGGUACAGGCAAAUUUUGCUUCAAGCAAUGGAACUAUUUUGCUUCGCACCGCUAUGGUGCAAGUUGAUCAUGGAGGACAGCUUUUCACUCUUCGAGCAUUGAUAGACCCUGGUUCCCAACGCACAUUUUUGUCAGAAAAGGCCAGAAAUCUGCUUCAAAUCCCUUAUCGUAGAGCCCUAUUUGAUAUCUUCGGUAUAGGGGAACAGAAACUUUCUUCUAAUAAGGAAUGUGAACUGGUACUUUAUUCCUCAAGAUACAAUCUUCGAAUAGCCAUUAAUGCCAUCGUGCUCCCUAAGGUAACCCAGAAAUUGCCUUCCGUCUCAUUUUCGAUCACAAAUCCGGAGGAAUUAAGUGAACUUGAUUUAGCAGAUCCUUUUUUCAACAAGUCGUCACAGAUAGAUCUGAUUUUGGGCAAUGACUCUGAGAAAUAUCUCAACAUCGAUGGAAUUAAGAAGAAUAUAUGUGGGGACGCAUCUGCCUAUAAUACUAUUUUUGGUUGGGUCCUCAGCGGCCCCAUGAGGACGGAACAAAUUCAGGCGUUCACGACCAAUGUUUUACCCUCUGAGAACACCGCUCUCAAUGAAACUCUGCAGAAAUUUUGGGAAUUGGAAGAUAUUCCCGCUUCACCCCCAAUUUCAGAGGAAGAUCAAUUCUGCGAGGAAUUUUACGUUAAAACCACAGUACGUGGACCCGACGGUCGGUACAUUGUACGACUGCCAUUUAAAAAAGAGUUUUCAAAUUCCAUUCAUCUCGGAUCAUCGCGAUUCCUCGCCCUCGGGCAGUUAACAAGAAUGGAGAAUACUCUGUCGAAAAAUCCGGAACUACAGUUUCAAUACAAUUCGGUUUUGGAGGAAUAUUUAUCAAUGGGUCAUAUGGAAGAAACAUCUUCCGAAGAGGUUUUCUCUGACGGAAAGUUUUAUUCUUUCUACCUCCCCCAUCACGCUGUGGUGCGACCUGAACAUAAAAGUACGAAAGUAAGAAUUGUGUUUAAUGCGUCCCGAAAAUCCAAAUCUGGAUUCUCUCUUAAUGACGUCUUAUUGACUGGGACCACACUUCAAACACAUUUGAUAACCACUGUGUUAAAUUGGAGGAAAUACAAAUAUGUCUUCAGCGGUGACAUACAGAAAAUGUACCGGCAAAUUUUAGUACACCCAAUUGAUCGGCCAUACCAGAGAAUUCUAUAUCAGAAAACAUCUGAUAGCGCAGUCAAAGAUUACCAACUACGUACUGUAACUUUUGGUAUAAACUGCGCCCCAUUUUUGGCGAUCCGUACUUUGCUUCAAUUAGCAUCCGACUGUGAGACACAGUUCCCGAAAGUAUCUUACACAUUAAGGAAAGAAACUUAUGUGGACGAUAUACUUUCUGGCGGUUUUUCUUUACAGGAGACAAUCGAUCUCCAAACCCAGUUGAUAACUACUCUCAAAUCUGCGGGUUUCCCGUUAAAGAAGAUGACCGCCAAUAAUUCUCGACUUUUGAAUCAUUUGCCUCCCGAAGACAUGUAUGACCUGAAUUUUUUGAGACUGGAUGAGACAAGCUCCACAAAGACUCUUGGAGUAAUGUGGAACGCUUUGACCGACAGUUUUUCUUACGCGCUGAAUCCUAUAAACACAACUACAACCCUGACUAAACGAAAGGUGCUGUCGGCCGUCAGUCAGUUAUUUGAUCCAGCAGGCUGGAUAACUCCAGUCAUCAUACGAGCCAAGAUACUAAUGCAGCAGUUAUGGCUUGAAGGGUUGGAUUGGGAUUCACCCAUAAGCGAGGAGUCACACUUAACCUGGGAGGGUCUCAUGAAAGAUUUCUCCCAUAUUAUUGACCUAAGAAUACCGCGCUGGAUUCGAUAUAUGCCAUCUGAUCGCGUUCAGAUCCAUGGCUUUGCUGAUGCUUCUAAAGCAGCAUAUUGCGCUUGCGUGUACAUAGUGGUUGAUUCGGGAUUUGAGUCUUGCUCCAACCUACUGAUUGCAAAAAGUAGGGUAGCUCCAUUGAAGACGGUAUGUUUACCACGUUUGGAGCUUAUUGGAGCCGAGCUACUAGCCAAGCUGGUGAAUUAUAUUCUAUCUGUUUUUGAUUUUGAAAUCGCUCACACCUUCUUGUGGACGGAUUCGUCGAUCGUACUUGGGUGGUUAUCAAAACCUCCAUGGUCUUGGGAGACAUUUGUCGCGAAUCGGACUUCAAGGAUUCAUUCCCUUGUUCCCAAUGCCCAAUGGCGUCAUGUUCCUACUGCCGACAAUCCAGCGGAUCUUGGUACCCGUGGGUGUAGUCCUCGAGAUCUUACGAACUCCAAGCUAUGGUGGAACGGACCAUCGUGGAUGACUGCCACUUCGUCCUCUUGGCCAGAAAUGGUUCCCAUAACACCCCCGGGACCACCGGAGGGACUUGCACAAACCUUUCACAUUGUAUCAGAAGAUUCUGAAAUUUUGAAAAGAUUUUCUUCAUACGAUAGAGCCUUAAGAGUUAUUUCAUAUAUUUAUCGAUUUUAUCACCGGACACAUCCGACAACUAGAUCGACUGCGAAUUUCUCCAGUGUGAGUCUUUGCUACGAGGAGAUUUUGUUUGUGAAGCGAAGGUUAAUACUCACGGCUCAGCAAUACGGGUUCAAGGACGAAUACAAUGCUCUUUCUCAAGGUCUCCAAAUCUCCCCAAAAAGCUCUUUGAGCACAAUUAACCCAUUUCUUGAUGAUGCCAGGAUUAUUAGAAUUAAUGGGCGUUUGUCGCAAUCAACACUUCCAUAUAGCGAACGCCACCCAAUGGUACUUCCAGGCAAUUCAUGGUUUUGCCAUCUUUACCUGUCUCAUCUUCACAAGUUUUUGGCUCACGCAGACUGCACGCUAAUGUGCAGAAUGGUACAGACAGAAUUUUACAUUUCAAGACUGAAACCCCGGGUUAAGUCUAUUAUACGCAAAUGUAAGACGUGUGUUGUGUUCAAACACAAAUCCUGUACCCAAAUGAUGGCACCAUUACCACUUGAUCGGUGUACGAUCUCGCCACCAUUCCAUGUGACCGGCAUAGACUUUGCAGGUCCAUUCGACCUGAAAAGCUCAUAUUUACGCAAAGCUCCUUCGACCAAGGCAUACGUAUCAGUGUUCGUGUGCUUCUCAACGAAGGCCAUACACUUAGAGCCGUGCUCAGAUUUGUCGUCUGUGGCAUUCGAGGCCGCCUUUGCUCGAUUUGUUGGGAGGCGAGGACUACCCCGAAGGGUAGUAUCGGAUAAUGGUCGGAAUUUUGUAGGCGCUAGUAGAGUGCUUCUCAGGGAAUUUUCACAGUUUAUAAAAAAUGCAUCUGCAGAUUUGUCGAAUAGAUAUUCCACGCAUGGUUUCGAAUGGAGCUUCAUACCACCUCACGCCCCACACAUGGGAGGAUUGUGGGAGGCUGCUGUUAGGAGCUUCAAACUCCAUUUUAAAAGGGUAGCAGGUGCCCACAGGUUUACAUUUGAACAAUUUGCCACUAUUUUAGCACGCAUAGAAGGUGUUCUAAAUUCUCGCCCUAUAUCAGCUUUGUCAGAAGACCCUACAGAUUUGAGUGCACUCACACCGGGCCACUUUCUAAAAGGGUCCCCGAUGUUAGCAUUUCCCGAACCGAUAUCUCCAAAUAUUUCUAUGAUAAAUCGAUGGACGAAACUGAAAGCCAUCCACCAUCAGUUCGCGGUACGCUGGAGAGAAGAUUACUUGAAAUCACUUCAGAAACGAUACAAGUGGAAAAACCCGCAAUCUGACGUGAAAAAGGGAGAUCUAGUCGUCGUUAUUGAUGAUUUGCUUCCACCCAGUGAGUGGAAGCUCGGAAGAAUCGAGGAUUCCCAGGCCGGAUCAGAUGGUAAAAUCAUCUAGUAAAAAUCAAUCCCCAAACUCCGAGAUAUAUCGUUGUAUGUUGUGUAAGAGAUUCCACAGCAUAAGUGUAUGUCCAAAAUUUUUUAAGAUGCAACCUGUUGAGAGAUGCCGGACAGUGCGUCAAUUCAAAUACUGUGUGAACUGUCUAGCGAAAAGCCACACAGCCGCCCAAUGUAAAUCAAAAAAUAAAUGUCGCAAAUGUCAUAAUUGCCAUCACACCAUGUUGCACCCAAACAAACCGAUGAUUUACACUGGAACCUCAGUUACGAACACCAAAAGACAACAAAAGAACCAUCCAAAGCAAAGAAAAAGUCAGCAUACUCAACAACAGCAACCAAGGCAUCAUAAGCAACAGAAGAGCAAGCGAAUUGGUCAAAAGGCUAAAAGGAACACAUCCAUUCAACCAUUUAUAAACCAAACCAUAAUUUCAGACGCCAUUCGAUCAUUAGCAACUGUACUUUGUGCCACCCACCAGAACGAUCAUUUCUAAGCCCGGCGCCAUGUCUAAACAUGUUGUUUAGCCUUAAUGUAUUAUAUGAAUUUAAUUUGAAUUUAACCGAAACAUAGUUUGAAAGUCAUAUGAAUUAAAAAUUGAACUAUUAGGAAAAUGUACAAAUUGCACUAAAAUUAGUAUCGACAAGAAUGUCAAAGUUUGUUUAAACUUCAACUAGUUCUAAAAUGAAAUAAAAUAAAGUCGAUAGGUUUCCUA
This is a messenger RNA of Stomoxys calcitrans (stable fly), 6123 nucleotides long. RefSeq lists its product as uncharacterized. Lineage: Eukaryota; Metazoa; Arthropoda; Insecta; Diptera; Muscidae. The record is from RefSeq and is a predicted model, not a curated record. The transcript is spliced from 2 exons. Bases 174 to 5414 code for a protein of 1746 amino acids. Gene Ontology annotation, biological process: DNA integration. Gene Ontology annotation, molecular function: nucleic acid binding.